GGUUCUGAUUGCAUCACUUUCUUUCGUUGACUGUCUUUUUUGGUUCUUCGCGUUCUGUCUAGAAGGUCUUCUUCAAGUCCAUUUCACGGUCAACCACCGGACGAUACGUCAACCCGGGGGAAUGGUAGUAAUCUACGGCAGAGUUCUCACACGCUCCACUCUAAUUAGAUCUGUUGGACCUUGUACAAAAGUUUUGAAACGAGGAGUGCCUCUGAGAUCGAUUUCAGCAUCAUAUCGUCUUUCAGCUGCAUCGCACGCUUCCCAAGCUGCUCUCCGAACGAGAAAUAUUGGCAUCAUAGCUCAUAUCGACGCCGGUAAAACGACCACUACUGAGCGCAUGCUCUACUAUAGUGGACACACCCGACGAAUUGGUGAUGUUGAUGAAGGAUCAACUGUCACAGAUUUCCUACCAGCCGAACGAGCUAGAGGUAUCACUAUACAGUCUGCAGCCAUCACCUUCGAAUGGCCUCCGGUGGGUGAUCAACAGGCCGCCCAGCUCGCCAAAGAUUUUGAUAUAGGAACCGACACCCAACCGCGCUGUCAAUAUCCUCACAACAUCAACCUAAUAGAUACUCCGGGCCAUGCCGACUUUACAUUCGAGGUGCGACGAUCGUUGAGAAUUCUGGACGGUGCUAUCUGUAUCCUUGACGGCGUUGCUGGUGUCGAAGCACAGACGGAACAGGUGUGGGCUCAGGCGGCUGAAUGGAAGAUUCCAAGGAUAGCCUACAUCAACAAGCUUGAUCGGAAUGGUGCUGCUUUUGGCCGUACCGUGCGUGAGAUUGGUUCACGUCUCAAGGGAUGGCCUGCUGUGUGUCAAAUACCGUGGUUCGAAGGGGGAAAGGGUCAAUUCACAGGUGUCGGUGAUGUGAUCAACCUAGAGGGGCUGUUGUACACUCCAGGAGGUGAUGGAAAGGCUGUCCAGCGCAUACCGCUGUCACGAAUGGAACAAGAGUACCCGGAAUUUGCCACAGAGUUGCAUCGAGCAAGAAUUGCUCUGGUUGAGCUACUGAGUGAGCAUGAUGACCACCUUGUGGAAGCCUUUUUCGAGGCAGAAGAGGAUCAUCUCAAUGUCACCCCAGCUCAGGUUCUCCAGAGUCUUCGACGAUCUUUGCUCGCGGAAAAUUGCAGCAUCAUUCCGGUGUUUGCUGGUGCAAGCUUCCGAAACAUCGGCGUUCAACCACUGCUGGAUGCGAUCAACAAUCUAUUACCUAGCCCGGCAGAACGUCCGGAUCCCGAAAUCAGUCUUGGAUCCAGCUCUGGUGGCCUUUCGCAACUAAUGAGUGGCGAGCUCUCUCUCCGCAACGACGACCCGGACAAGUCCAAGAAAAAAGGAGCAGUGCAAGGGUCAUCCGCUGUUGGGAACACGCUUCAAGGAUGUGCAUUGGCAUUCAAAGUUGUCAACGAUCCACGCAAAGGCGUUCUCGUCUACAUACGGGUUUACUCAGGCUCGAUCGAUCGCAACUCUCUGCUGUACAACACGAAUCUACAGAACUCUGAGCGAGCGUCGACGCUGUUGCGGAUGUACGCCUCAGAAUCCGUGCCUGUACAAUCAUUAAAGGCUGGAGAAAUCGGUGUCAUUGCCGGUUCAAAAUUCGCACGGACAGGAGAUACCCUGGUGUCAUACGCCGGUAACAAGGCCACACCUCCAGAACCGCUGAACAAACUACAGCUUCGGCCUAUCAAAGUUCCCCCGCCGGUAUUCUUCGCUUCAAUCGAGCCGAAUAGUUUGCGGGAAGAAAAAGACAUGCAUGAGAAGCUUGCUCUACUUUUGCGAGAAGACCCAAGCCUGCAAAUCACCCAGGACGAAGAUACUGGCCAGACCCAGAUCAGUGGCAUGGGAGAACUGCACCUGGAAAUCGCCCAAGACAGACUGGUCAACGACCUCAAAGCCCGAGCCAACAUGGGGAAGAUUGCCAUUGGGUACCGGGAAUCCCUGCCUCAGUCUUCGAAGCCAAUCACCAAGACUUUGGAAGGUGACCGCGCAGCCACAAAGGGAAAAGCAGGAUGCACGGCGGUCGCAGAGCCAAUGUCGGACGCUGAUGAGUCUGGCAGCAGCGGUGACGAGGACGACGAUGAUGUCUUCAGGUACGAACAAGAUGGAAACUUGAUCUUGAUCGAGACGCCCACAUUGGAUAGAAAGGGGCGACCCAUCAGUUCCGACAACGCGUCACUGCCACCACAUCUCAACCUCGCCGAGAUGCAGUCGGCAUAUGUCAAUGGCGCACUGGCGGCUCUGAGCCGAGGACCCUCAUAUUCCUACCCGAUGCGCAACACCAAAGUCACUCUGAGACUCGUGCCCGAAGAACACAUCUUUGGAUCCGAGACGACAUACUCUUCGCUCACUUCUGCGGCUCGAUUGGCCACGAUAGCCGCCUUCAGAGACGCGACCAAAUCGGGUCCGAGUACACUGAUGGAACCCGUCAUGAACGUCGACAUCAGUGUCGAUGAAGCCAGUCUGGGAAACGUCAUCCAAGACCUUUCGUCGAGUCGCGGCGGUCAAAUUGUGUCGCUGGGGGACCACGAGGAAGGGGAUGAAGACAACAACAACACCAGCAGUCAUGGUCCUUCUCAGAGGAUCGACGUCAGCAAGAUUUACGCUCCGAAAGACCCAUUUGAAUCCGGAUCAUCUUUGUCGGGAGAACAACACGAUCACGUCAACAUCCAGCGGACCGUCAAAGCCAAAGUGCCCCUGAAAGAGAUGGUCGGGUACCUAAAACAUCUCAGGAGCAUGACCGGUGGUCGAGGAACUUUUGUCAUGAGUGUAGACCGCUUCGAGAGAAUCACGGGUCCCAGAGAGAGGGCACUGAUGACAGAAUUGCGCGGUGGACAUUUAUGAACAGGCGAUCAGAUCAGACUCUUUUUUUUUCUUUAUCAGAGUUAUGGCUGAGGACCUCUUUCGCAGGGUGUUGCCUGUGGAUCUGAGUGAGGCGGUUGAAUGAAUGGCCCGCGCUCCCCCCAAAAAAGGCUUGUCCUAGUUGUACUCCAUACUGUACUGUAUAUUUAUUAUUUGAAACUCCAUAGAUCUAAAUGUGAC
Messenger RNA from Exophiala oligosperma, 3034 nucleotides. Its product is annotated as translation elongation factor G. The transcript has a single exon. Gene Ontology annotation, molecular function: GTPase activity; GTP binding. The coding region runs from base 122 to 2836 and encodes 904 amino acids. Gene Ontology annotation, cellular component: mitochondrion. Gene Ontology annotation, biological process: mitochondrial translation; ribosome disassembly. The record is from RefSeq and is a predicted model, not a curated record. Lineage: Eukaryota; Fungi; Ascomycota; Eurotiomycetes; Chaetothyriales; Herpotrichiellaceae.